CAUUUUCCCUCCCUCUCGGAAAAACCCUAGACCCUCUCUCUACUCGAAGCUGCACUCUCUCUCUCUCUCUCUAAGGCGUACCCGAGAGAGAUUGCAAUUCGUCCUCACCAGCCAGAAACCCUAGAUCCCAUCAACUAGCGACAGAAGAGGAAGCAAAGAGAGCCUCCAACAAUGUCGAUGUCGAAGAGCUCGAAGAUGCUGCAGUACAUCAACUACCGGAUGCGCGUCACCAUCCAGGACGGUCGCCAGCUCGUCGGCAAGUUCAUGGCCUUCGACCGCCACAUGAACCUCGUCCUCGGCGACUGCGAGGAGUUCCGCAAGCUCCCCCCGGCCAAGGGCUCCAAGUCCAACGCCGACCGCGAGGACCGCCGCACCCUCGGCCUCGUCCUCCUCCGCGGUGAGGAGGUCAUCUCCAUGACCGUCGAGGGCCCCCCUUCCCCCGACGAGUCCCGCGCCAAGUCCGCCGCCGCCUCCGCCGUGUCUGGCCCCGGCAUGGGCCGCGCCGCCGGCCGGGGCGUUCCCACCGCCCCCCUCGUGCAGGCGCAGCCGGGGCUGGCUGGUCCUGUCCGUGGUGUUGGUGGCCCGGCCCCGGGGAUGAUGCAGCCGCAGAUUUCACGGCCGCCCAUGCCGCAGCUCUCCGCCCCGCCAGUCUCAUACCCUGCCGCUCCAGUUAUUCGACCCCCGUCCCAGAUGCCGCCGCCCCCCUUCCCUGGGCAGGGGCCGCCGCAAAUGGGUCGGGGACCGCCGGGGCCUAUGCCCCCUGGGCAGUUCCAACCCAGGCCAGGUGGCAUGCCUCCUCCGCAGUUCCCUGUGCCUCCUCAGCAGUAUGGGCAAAGGCCACCUAUGGCACCGCCACCUCAAAUGAUGCGAGGGCCUCCAGCUCCACCGAGGCCGGGGAUGCCUGCCCCACCCCCACCACGCCCAGGGAUGCCUCCCCCGCCUGGCGGUCAAGUGCCUGUUUAUGGGCCACCGCGUCCAGGAAUGCCGCCUCCCCCAAAUGCCCCUCAAUCUCAGCAGCCACCGCAGUGAUUUUGGGUUUUGACUCAUGGUGUGAAGGUCUUCAACCAGAUGUUCAUCUUCUCAUGCUGGCUCAAGGCUUUAAAGUCCUUUGGAUUGGCUUGGAUGUUUUAGCUUUGCUAAGAUGGGCUUAUGGAUUGGUGUCAGAUUAGCAUAGUAUCAAGCAUUGGACCUUUUGGCAAAUGCGGCUUGUUGUGGGAGUGUAAUGUUCGCAAUCGGUAUAUAUAGACAUUUUUCGUAGAGUGCAGAGGAUUGACCGAGCAAUGCCGAACAAGUUUCCUUGACAUGUUUCUAUACUCCCUCCUUCCCCCAUCUGACAAUCUUUAAUUUCAUUUUCUUUAAAUUCAGUGUCAUUGUCAGUU
Molecule: messenger RNA, 1379 nt
Organism: Rhodamnia argentea
Lineage: Eukaryota; Viridiplantae; Streptophyta; Magnoliopsida; Myrtales; Myrtaceae
Product: small nuclear ribonucleoprotein-associated protein B'
Exons: 2
Coding region: 172-1029 (285 amino acids)
Biological process (GO): mRNA splicing, via spliceosome
Cellular component (GO): U2-type prespliceosome; U4 snRNP; U4/U6 x U5 tri-snRNP complex
Molecular function (GO): RNA binding
Source: RefSeq, a predicted model, not a curated record